AUGACGGAAGCUCUCGAGGAACUCGAACCGGUCGUAAGCGCCAAUCAGUCUCUCGAUUCUAGCAUCUCGCGUCCCGACACUUCUGCGCUCUCUAUGUCGCAGCUUCCGCAAAUUCGCCUACCGCCGUUCGACGGGAAUUAUGCCGAGUGGGAAAACUUUCGCGACCGAUUUACCGCUCUGAUCAUUAAGAAUAAGUCUCUUAGUGACUUCGCGCGCAUGCACUACCUCGCGUCUUCCUUAAAGGGUCGAGCCCUUGAUAGUAUUAGCAAUAUCGCGGUGACAUCAGAUAACUUCAACAUUGCUUGGAGCGCCUUAACGACUCGUUUUGAAAAUAAACGGCGCCUCAUUGCAUCUCACUUCUCGUCCUUGCUGGGAUUAACCGGAGUCGCUCGUGAGUCCGCCUCCGAGUUGCAGGCUCUCUGCGACAAAAUUAAUAUUGCCGUCGCGUCACUGAAAGGCCUCAAUCGUACACCAAGUGAUCUUUGGAACGACUUUCUUGUUCAUUUGUUAUCGCAAAAAUUGGACCCUUCUACUCGGAAGUCAUGGAAUUUAAAGACAAGCGACGCGGAAACCCCUCCGACAUACGAGGAGCUCACGCGCUUUCUCGCCACUCGUAUUCGCGCGCUCGAAGACAGCAGUCCCGCGGCGGCAGCGAAACCAACGAAGACAACGAAUCCUCGCGUUCAUGUGGCAAAUGCGUCGGCCACCGCGACGACGGCGUGCCCCCUGUGCAAGGCCCGUCAUUAUCUUAGCGCAUGCGUAAAGUUCACCGAGCAGAGUCCGACUCAACGCCGAGAAACUGUCAAGCGCCUCAAGCGGUGUUUCAACUGCCUGAGCGCCGCUCAUACUGUACAAGACUGCAAAAGCCAGUAUACUUGUCGCUCUUGCCAGAAGCGACAUCAUACACUACUCCAUGUGGACUCGGAUUCUGCCUCGAGUGUCGUCUCAUCCCUCGCGCUUGCAACGCAGUCCGCGCAACCGAGCGCUGCGUCCAAUGAUGUAACGUCACUGCUCGCGUCCGCGACGACUCGCGAUCGGGUUCACGUACUCCUCGCGACCGCGCGCGUUAAGAUCAGUGUAUCCUCUGGGCGUUCUAUCGUAUUGAGAGCUCUCAUUGAUCAGGGCUCAGAGGCGACGUUCAUUUCCGAGUCACUGGCACAGACUCUCCGAGCAAAGCGCAUACGGAUGCCGACUACCAUUUCGGCCGUAGGCGGCGUCAAACUCGGAUCCGUGAGACACGCCGCGGACAUCUCAAUCUCUCCUCGCGACGCUGUAGCUCCGUUGUUAUCAACUACGGCCCUCAUUCUUGACUCCUUGACUUCAUAUGCUCCGAAACGCCGGUCGGACUUCUCGAAUCUUUCGCAUAUCUCGAAUCUUGUCUGGGCGGACACUGAUCCUACUAGCUCUGAUCCGAUCCACAUAUUAAUAGGAGCGGAUCUCUACGGGGAGAUCAUUCUCGACGGAGUUAAAAGGGGCCGCCCUGGAGAGCCAAUUGCGCAAAAUUCCAUCUUCGGGUGGAUCAUUUCUGGUCCUCUCUCUGUCGGUCCACCCUCCUCCUCAGAUAACCUCCAUCUCACGGUUCAUCAUUGCAGUCCGUCGCAGGCAUUGAGCCGUGAAAUCAACCGGUUCUGGGAGAUCGAGGAAAUUCCGUAUGCUCACGUUCCUUCUCCGGAGGAAGAGCAAUGCGAGCGGCACUUUCGCAGCUCACACUCUCGAUCGUCAGAUGGACGGUACAUUGUUCGUCUGCCAUUCCGUGCGGGUCAUCCGAUUGACGUUGGACAAUCUAGGCGAUCCGCGGAGCGCCUACUUACCUCUCUUUUACGUCGUUUCGCGUCGCAGCCGGAUUUGAAACGCGAAUACACAGCGUUCAUGCGCGAGUACGAAGACCUCGGGCAUAUGCGCCAAGUUCCGGAGCAGAACGCGGCGUCGAAUCAAAUUCUCUAUAUCCCUCAUCAUCCGGUAUUUCGAAGUGAUAGUGCGACAUCUCAUUUGCGCGUCGUUUUUAACGCGUCCUGCAUCACGAGUAACGGGUCCUCCUUGAACGAUCACCUGCUCGCGGGCCUGAAGUUGCAGACGGACUUGCCCGCCAUUCUGCUGCAGUAG
Molecule: messenger RNA, 2103 nt
Organism: Vollenhovia emeryi
Lineage: Eukaryota; Metazoa; Arthropoda; Insecta; Hymenoptera; Formicidae
Exons: 1
Coding region: 1-2103 (700 amino acids)
Source: RefSeq, a predicted model, not a curated record